AUGGUACGACACGAGCCCUGUACCCCGGCCCCUCUCCGCUGCCGUGACCGCACGGCCCCGGCCCCGCCGUCUCCUCGCCCGCAGCACCGAGAGGCCACGGGACGGGCUCGGGCGCUGACGCGGCCCGCGGGGAGCCCUCCCGGAGCCCGGUCCCCGCCUGCCCCGCUCCACGGCGCUCGGUGCCGGAGCCGCCGCAGCUCCCCAGACUCCCGGACCCGCGGCCCCGGCGGUACCGCCGCUCCCGCCGCAGCUCCCGGAGCUCCCCGACCGCGGCCCCGCCGCUCCCGCCGCUCACCGGAGCCGCGCGCGCCGCCCCCUUCCUGCGCCGCCGGAAGCGCCGCGCGGCCGCCCCGGGCUCCGCGCGCUCGGCGGGGCGGAGGCGCCGCCUGGCGGUGCGGGCGCGGCCCUGCCUCCCUCACGGCCCUGCCUCCCUCCGCUCCCCUCAGGGACGGGGACAGCCGCGGGCUCUGCCGUGCCAGCGCCGGUGUUAGAGAACCUUCCCACUCGGACCGUUCUGACCCUUGGCAGUCACGCUCCCAGCGCCAGGGACAGUCGCUGCUGGGACAGAAGCCUCUUCACGGCGGCCCCAGGCACACGACGGGUCCCCCGCUUGGCUCCCCCCACACCGCGCUCGCACAGUCGGACCAGGUUUCCUCACCGGUUCGACCUCAGGUUUCCCAUAGCUCAGUCUCGGAUGUCUCGUCCCAUAAAGAGAUUUAUUCCCCCCACAACAACACCUAA
Messenger RNA from Camarhynchus parvulus, 741 nucleotides. Its product is annotated as translation initiation factor IF-2-like. Bases 1 to 741 code for a protein of 246 amino acids. NCBI's taxonomy places the organism in Eukaryota, Metazoa, Chordata, Aves, Passeriformes, Thraupidae. The record is from RefSeq and is a predicted model, not a curated record. The transcript has a single exon.